AUGGAGGGUUGGAAGACGAGGUUCGCCCGCUUGCUGUGCUCUAGUAAUUCUUGUGCUCUUCUAACAACCGGUCUUCAGGAUUAUGAGAUGGACCUGACCGAUACGUUGUGGAUAGACGGCAAAGACGAGGAAGACCACAUCCGCGUGAAGGCUGUCAAGUUUAACAAAAGGAUGGCUGGUGCUUCAAUCAUAGGUGCAACCGAGCUUGACGAUGGUUUGGAGUUCCUAUCUUCCGUGUCCAAAUCUAAUCAACGUCAGCGAAAUCAAGAGCAGUCUUGGAUGAAGCGCGAAGGAAAGAUAAGAAAUCCAGGUACAUCACGAUCUGUUGGCGGUGCAGCCGUAACCAGUCUAGGAGGCAGCGCUCUCCGUAAAGUGUCGCGUGCGUCGUUGGCUGGUGCAGGCUCCGCGCCUCCAGUCAAUGUACCAAAGCCUGUGAAGGCAGCAGAAAGUUUCCUAUCGGCAGUCGACAGAACGAACAGGUUUGCAUAG
Laccaria bicolor S238N-H82 is the source of this 489-nucleotide messenger RNA. RefSeq lists its product as uncharacterized. Bases 1 to 489 code for a protein of 162 amino acids. The record is from RefSeq and is a predicted model, not a curated record. The transcript is spliced from 2 exons. Lineage: Eukaryota; Fungi; Basidiomycota; Agaricomycetes; Agaricales; Hydnangiaceae.